Messenger RNA from Monopterus albus (swamp eel), 2259 nucleotides. RefSeq names its product sorting nexin 24 (gene snx24). Bases 225 to 743 code for a protein of 172 amino acids. The transcript has 7 exons. Lineage: Eukaryota; Metazoa; Chordata; Actinopteri; Synbranchiformes; Synbranchidae. Gene Ontology annotation, molecular function: phosphatidylinositol phosphate binding. The record is from RefSeq and is a predicted model, not a curated record.
ACAUCUUCCAUUACAAAAGAAAGGCAUUAACCCACUUCCUUGCGCAUCGCUGCUGCCUCCGCUCCACCAGGGCGCACUGCCGAGGCUCCGUCUGUUUGAAUUCUGUGAUUUUUAUCAGGCUGCCAGAGAAACUGGAGUACUGCUAUUGUGCGUGCGUAUAUGUAUGCGUAUUUAUGCCAUAGGUUUAAAUAUUACCCACACAAGUGUACGUUUUUCAGGUCGAAAUGCAUCCGGUGCGAGUGUCCAUUCCGUCGUUUCGUUCAGAAACCAACUCAAUCGAGAAAGGAUACACGGUCUUUAAAAUUGACGUGUUGUGGAAUGGCAGACAGCACACUGUAGAGAAACGCUACAGGGAGUUCCAUGCUUUGCAUAAAAUGCUAAAGAAGAGCAUAAAGCCUCCUGAGAUCCCUUCAAAACAUGUUAGAAACUGGGUUCCCAAAGUCCUGGAGCAGAGGAGGCAGGGUCUGGAGCUGUAUCUGCAGACUAUAAUUAUGGAAAAUGAGGUUCUACCAAAGAUAUUUCUGGAUUUCCUGAAUAUCCGCCAUUUUCCUUCAGUGCCAAAAACAGAAAGCUGUGGGUCAUUUGAUACAGAAUCUGAGGAAUCAAGUAAACUUUCACAUCAGCCAGUCCUGCUGUUUCUGAGAGACCCCUACCUGCUGCCCUCUGCACCCAAUACGUUUUCUAAUGUUGUGAUUGAAGGCGUGAUACAAGGAGUUUUCUGCCCAGAUCUUCAGCUGAGGUAGAGCUGCGGGAGCAUCACUAUGAACAAAUGCUUCAUAUUUUCACACCAUUUUAGGUGUGCAUCAGCAAGGACGUAACGUGAGGAUACACUGCGCCUCAUUAAUAUUUCCUAGAGCAUAUAACAAAAAUCCUUAUUUUUUUACAGAAGGGGAUGUCUAAUAUUUCACUGGCACUACAUUUUGAAGCAUCAAAUUACCAUCAGCUGUAAUCCAAUAAAUUUACCCUCAUAAGAAAAUAAAUUACAUUGUAUAUGAAACAGACAAGUUAGCUUUGAGACAUUAUAGCCAAGGUAAUUAAGAAAUAGAAGUGUAAUAAAAUAUGUUUACUUUCUUAAGCAUGCAAUGAGCAUCCAGACUCCACUGGAAAUAGAAAGAAGCUAAUCAGAGCAGGGGAGACUUGAAGUAUUCUUAUCGCCAGAGGAGCGAGCCCAGCGCUGGAGUAUGCAUACAGGGAGGUGCCACCCCGCUUCUAACACCAGUGAUGUUGUUUUAAAAUUUGAGUGCCAAAGGGUGCCGCCUGGGGAAGUGCAGCCAGACAACGUGGGUGAAUUUUUGAAGAGGGUGUUUGUACAUGCUGGUGGAGUUGACAGCUGUGUGCCACAUGACAGGGUGGAAGUGGUUUGAGCAGUAAUACAGGUGUCUUUCGUUAACCAUGAGAUGAGUGUGACAGACCGCUGUAGUGUUAGUGUGCUCUGUGAGGCUACUAGGAGAGCAGCUCAAUUUGGUCAGGUGAUGAGCUUGAGAUUUUGGACAUGAAGCCGCUUUGAAAUCUAAUGACGACAGACGGAAAUAUGCAGCACAACCUUCGAGUGAGGAAAGAAGUGGAAAUGAAAAAGAAAAUGGAUGUUUGUAGAAUAAUUGAGAGGAUUAAGGGGACUUGUCCAUUUCUAAUUUAUGCUUUCUUGUUACUUCACUUGCAUUUUGUCCUCCCUCUGCAGCACUUGCCACCUAUGACAUGAGGGUGACAACAGUCUAUUGGAACCGUUUGAAUUGCUAUUGCCAUCACACACUACGUACAACAUGAUAGAAAGGGAUGAAAAGUGUUUAGUUUUACAGACAUUAGUAAAACAAGGCCUGGAGGUUUAGAACUUAAAACGAGUAACGUAAUGUGCAAUAUUAACUGAAAUACAAAUACUGUUUAUGUCCUUCCCUGUAAAUGAUUGUGUGUAAAACUACAACCCUUCCCCUGUUCUGAACACUAAAUAACUUGUAGUGAAACACUGUCAUGUCAUGUCAUGGACCCCCACUGCAACAUAGUGAUUACUACAUGUUAAAUGAUUAAAGAAUUAACUAAUUAUGAUUUUAUGUUUUAACAAAGGCAUUUCCUAGAAAUCCAUCUUGUAGAUUUAUAUGUAUUUAUACUGUGUAACAGUAGUGCUUAUGUGAAAGGUGUGAUUAAUGUGCCAUAAUGAUGACUAGAGUAAACACUGGAGUUCUGCUGUAGCACUUUAAGAUGAGUGGUACAGAAAAUACUGACACCAAUAAAAUCCAUUAUUUCCAGUCAUUUGUCAAAAUGAAA